This is a messenger RNA of Miscanthus lutarioriparius, 2688 nucleotides long. Lineage: Eukaryota; Viridiplantae; Streptophyta; Magnoliopsida; Poales; Poaceae. The record is from the annotation of a GenBank genome assembly.
AUGCCACCAAAAGGGCAGGUUAGCAGUGAAAGGAAUGUGAAGAUCAUAUCAGGUCGUGAUGGGCAAAAGAAGGGAAAUUCACAGCAUGACCAAAUUGUACACGUGCCAAAGGACAUGGUCACAGCAGUCAAUGGAAAUGUAGAUGGAAAAUUUGAAGAUAAAGUUAGAGUUGUGAAGAAUGAUAAGUUCCGAAGACAGCGAGAGUCUUGGGGUGGGGAAAGGGCUGCAUGCAUGAAGGGCUCAAAACCAUGGCCUGGUCGAAAGGCAACUACUGUUGAUGAACUUGUCAAACAUAUGUCAAAUGUUCCUUCAUAUUUACAGCGUAAAGAAACUUCUGACCAUCUUCAAGACAAGGCGCUGAAUGUUGGAGUUCUUGAGUGGGGUCUUCUUGCUAACUGGUCUCAACAACAAAAGCUUGAGCUCACUAGAAGCCAUGGAGCAUCGCCAUCCAAUACUAGCAGGUCUGUACUAUUCUCAUCUCCAUCACAUUCUUCUGCAAGCCCCAGCAGCAGAUCCCUUGAGAGUAAUCAAUCUACCCCAAUGAGCGACCAUCAUCAUUCAUCCAUCAGAGCCCAGCAGAGUAGGCUCGCAGAUAAACACCAUGGGAAGGCCAGAUGUUCGCCUAGCCCAAAUUCUGCGGUAUUGAGCUUAUUGCCAGGUCAUGGCACACAUCCCUGUCCAGAGAACGGUCGUAAUUAUGUUGACUUGGGUCUCAGCAAUGUUUCUUUAGCCCCAGACUCUCUAGGUUCUUCCUCUAGAAGUUGCGGAAGACAUGAAAUGGUUGAAUAUGAAGAGACUAGAUGGAAGACUGAAGAUGUUGUCCAUCAUUGUUCUCGUAGGCUUUUUACAGACAGCGAUAACAUUGGGAAACGUUUCUUCACAUCAAAUAACAAUGAUUCCAUGUGUAAUGAUCCUGAACAGAGCAGUGGCUUGAAUGGUGAAAAUUUUGAGUCACUAAUAUCUGAUGCUUUGAUGGACACAGCUAGAAGUGGCAGUAGGUCACCUGAUUGUUUCUUGGAGGAUAUUGAGCCAUCCCUUGAAUUUCCUCGAAUCCCAUAUUCAUGUCCACUUCCCAUCAUAGAUUCAGCAGCUAAAGAGAUUGGCACCACUAGCACUGAGGCUGGAGAUAAUUUUGUUGGUACAGCUGCAAAAGUAAAUAAGAAUUCUAACCGAAACCAAUCUGCCAUGAAUGUCACUGAGAAUCCUCCCCGAUAUUCUGCAAAGUUUAGUGAUAGGAUGCCUGAUCGCCAUAUAGGUUCUGGGAUGAAUCGAGUGAGCCGCAGCUCUAGCCUCAAGGAGUCACCACAUGCCCGACAACCCAAUGUAGUUCCUCCUGUCGAUAAGACAGGAGACAGGUCAUCACCCAACAGCAAAGGUAGGCGAAGCCCAUUGAGGAGGAUGUUAGAUCCAAUAUUAAAGCCAAGACAUUCUAGUCCAGUGCGCCCUUCAUUUGUUCCGAAGUGUCAUCUUCCGGUCAAUACCACCAAACAGUCUCUGGACUUGGGGGGGUCAGUGCCACAGAAUGUGCAGCGAAGGUCAGUUGAUUUGGUAGUCAAUUCGAAUUAUCCAAUCGAACCAAAUAUGAAUCAGCCUCCUCGUGUGCUAUUAAACAGUGCAAGAUACAUCCAGAAAGACAAGGAUUCAGCAACAACAAGGCAAGCACUUCUGCAGCUAGCAUGGAAGAAUGGCUUGCCUUUAUUCAUGCUGUCUUAUGGUGAUUCGGAUAUCCUGGCAGCCACUGUUAGAAGGAAGGGCAUCUCUGAAAAGGAUGAUCUGGAAAGCACAUAUGCUGUAUUCACCGUUGAAGAACCUAAGAAAAAAAGUGGAGCUUGGAUCAAGGCAGGGGGCAAGAACAAGAAACAUAACCUUUUAUCUAGCAUAGUUGGGGAAAUAAAGGUUGCACGUCGAAAAUCAAGAUGCCACCAUACAGCAGAUGUUCAUGUACACAGGGAAUUUGUGUUGGUUGGUUCUGAAUUUCUACCAUCGUCUGACGAAUCAGGUGAUUCACAUGUUAGUGGAGAGCUUGCAGCUUUUAUAACUGCACUUCCUCAGCAAGAAGCAGAAACUUCGAAUCAAUCAUCUUCACAGAAUACCAGACAAAGAAAUUCAGCACCAAUUGGAUGUGGUUGCCCCCCACUGGGAAACUUCCAGCCUAGUACGAGAAAUGCUAAUUCUGCUUCAGCCAAUGUUAUUGCAGUACUUCCUGAUGGCUUCCAUGGCACAUCAACAUCUGUGCAGCCAUUGCCUUUGAUUGAGAGGUGGAAGUCAGGAGGAGCUUGUGACUGUGGUGGAUGGGAUGAAGGUUGCAUGCUGAGUGUCCUCACUGAUGCGGCCCAAGAAAAUGAUGCCAUUCAGGCUACCCAGGCAAAGGAUGGCAGCCAGCGAUUUGAGCUUCUAGUUCAGGGUCGAUCGCGAGAAGAUAGGAAUGCCUUCAGUAUGACUUCCUUCAAAGAGGGGCUUUAUACAGUGGAAUUCAGAUCAUCCAUUGCAUUACUUCAAGCUUUUGCAAUGUGUAUAGUGAUGCUCCAUGGGAGGUACCCUAGCAGGAUGCAAGUUGGUUCGCAAGCAGCGCAGGAGCAUGAUCUCCUUGCUGGGCAUGAGCUCAAGGCCAUGGCAUCCAGUCAAGGAAGAGCUCCGACCAGCUAUGUGCCCCACCGGCCACCUCUUUCUCCUGUAGGCCGAGCCUAG